This is a messenger RNA of Lacerta agilis (Sand lizard), 621 nucleotides long. RefSeq names its product LYR motif containing 1 (gene LYRM1). The transcript is spliced from 4 exons. The record is from RefSeq and is a predicted model, not a curated record. Lineage: Eukaryota; Metazoa; Chordata; Lepidosauria; Squamata; Lacertidae. Gene Ontology annotation, cellular component: mitochondrion. Bases 36 to 404 code for a protein of 122 amino acids.
CACACCCCCGUCGUCGUCCUCCUCCUGCCUCUGAGAUGACGCCCAUCGCCCGUCAAGAAGUUCUUGGCCUUUAUCGCAAGAUAUUUCGCAUCGCCAGAAAAUGGCAAUCGGCAUCGGGCCAGAUGGAAGAGACCAUCAAAGAAAAACAGUACAUUAUAAAUGAAGCAAAAACGUUAUUCCAAAAGAAUAAAAAUUUAACAGAUCCGAAGCUGAUUAAAGAAUGUAUAGACGAAUGCACAGCGAGGAUAGAGAUAGGACUUCACUAUCACAUCCCGUAUCCAAGGCCUACUCAUCUGCCUCCCAUGGGUCUCGCACAGCAGCACGGCCGUACGUUUCGACAUCAAGAGAAGCUGAGGAAGCUUUCCAAGCCAGUCUACUUGAAAUCCCACGAUGAAAUUUCAUAAUCAAGACUGUUGCCUGUGUCAUCCUGGACUGCUUGGCAGAUUCCUUUCAUGCAUAAAUGAAACUGGUGUGGUUUGCACUUGCUGACAUCGCCCCCAAGGCCGGAGGCCCACUUGAUCCUGAGAAGGCGAUGAGUAAGGAUACAAUCAAACUGUCUUGUAUUUAUUAAGAGUCAGCAGAUGACUCACCAAUAAAAGUCAGAUGAUUUAUGAUAGGAAA